This is a messenger RNA of Eublepharis macularius, 803 nucleotides long. RefSeq names its product adiponectin-like. Lineage: Eukaryota; Metazoa; Chordata; Lepidosauria; Squamata; Eublepharidae. Gene Ontology annotation, molecular function: protein binding. The record is from RefSeq and is a predicted model, not a curated record. The coding region runs from base 1 to 756 and encodes 251 amino acids. The transcript is spliced from 2 exons.
AUGAAUCGAAUGUCUGGUUUCUUCUUUUGCUCACUGGUGCUGCUGAUGCAAGUUUGCUCUUACCUUCAAGUUGCUGCCAAUGAAGACCCCCAGACACCCGGAAGAUCUUGUGCAAACUGGAUGGGAGGAGCACCAGGUUAUCCAGGUCAUAAUGGAAUUCCAGGAAGAGAUGGAAGAGAUGGGCAGAAUGGCCAAAAGGGAGACAUAGGCGAGCAAGGUCCACCUGGCCCAAAAGGGGAGAGUGGAAACACAGGAGUGGCUGGUGCACCAGGAUUUAUAGGACCCCCUGGUGCACCAGGACUGCAUGGACUGAAAGGGGAAAAGGGUGAAAGUGCCUCCAUUUAUCGAUCUGCCUUCAGUGUUGGUUUAACCACCAGAGUUCCCCACCCCAACAUUCCUAUCAAGUUUUCAAAGAUCCACUACAAUGAGCAAAAUCAUUACGAUCCAACAACAGGGAAGUUCCGGUGCAGCAUUCCAGGAGUGUAUUAUUUUGCAUAUCAUCUCACUGUGUAUCUGUCAGAUGUGAAAGUGAGCUUGUUCAAGAGUAGCAAGCCAAUCAUAAUCACUUAUGACCAGUAUCAGAAAAACAAUGUUGACCAGGCAUCUGGCUCUGUUUUGCUCCAUGUAGAAAGUGGAGAAGAAGUUUGGCUUCAAGUAUAUGGAGAAGAAGAGAACAAUGGUAUCUAUGCUGAUAAUAUUAAUGAUUCUACUUUCAUGGGAUUCUUGCUCUAUCCAGACUUAGAUUAUCAGCAUUAGCCUGGGAGAAAUGAAUGGUAGAGAAUACUUUUGGAGACAUAGGCCAU